AUGCCGCCGAUGGCGUUCACAGGACUGGUCACGAAAGUGGGCGUGAUGAACAAGACGGCGACGGUGACCGUCUCGCGCUUCAUCCUGCACCCCAAGACCGGCAAGAGACUCGAGCGCAGCAAGAAGUAUCUCACCCACGACGAGAACAACCAGCUCCGACUAGGCGACACCGUCCUCAUCCGCAACUGCCCGCCCAUCUCUGCCCGCAAGCGCUUCACCCUCGAGAACGUCCUCAAGAGCCCCGAGGCCGAGCGCGACGAGCUGCACGCGCGUGCAGCUGCCGAGCAGCACCAACACCUCCCGCCCUCGCGCCCGUCCUCGUCCGAGGACGCCUCUCUGUAG
Messenger RNA from Sparassis crispa, 342 nucleotides. RefSeq lists its product with no specific name. Gene Ontology annotation, molecular function: structural constituent of ribosome. Gene Ontology annotation, cellular component: ribosome; mitochondrion. NCBI's taxonomy places the organism in Eukaryota, Fungi, Basidiomycota, Agaricomycetes, Polyporales, Sparassidaceae. Gene Ontology annotation, biological process: translation. Bases 1 to 342 code for a protein of 113 amino acids. The record is from RefSeq and is a predicted model, not a curated record. The transcript is spliced from 3 exons.